Molecule: messenger RNA, 653 nt
Organism: Truncatella angustata
Lineage: Eukaryota; Fungi; Ascomycota; Sordariomycetes; Amphisphaeriales; Sporocadaceae
Exons: 2
Coding region: 83-316 (77 amino acids)
Source: RefSeq, a predicted model, not a curated record
ACCACUUUCUCGGUGCUACCAAUUGUACGAGUUGGACUGCAUAAUACGGACAUCAUGAAAAAGAACUGUGGCGAAUCGUGUGAUGAAGCAUCCGCCUCAAGUCUUCAAGGAAGUUUUAUUCUUAUUUAAUUUUUUCUUCUUCUUCUUUGCAAAAGCAUGGUCUUCCUGCUCAUCCAGCCUUGCUAGCAUUCAUUGUCUUUUGCUUUUCACGGCAACAUUGCAGAGCUCCGCAAUCUACUCACAGAGAAUGCCAUGGCAAUUCCAACUCCACCACAAAAACCAGUUGGGCAGUGCUAAUGAACAUAAAACAGCAUAAACUUCCAAACUCUGCAAAAUAUAGAAACCUGAAUCCCUUUGGCUGGCAGGUAAAUCCGUCGUGGCACACUUUUGCGCUACUGCAGGGGAAGCGGGAGUCGGCAACGAGAUGGAGUGAUACAGGCACACCACAUUGGACGGGUAUCUUACAUAGUACUAUGUAAUCGACGCCGUGGAGCCCAGUCAGUGUUUCCGCAGUGGGUCAGUCGAUAGGCUACGUGAUAGCUACCCGACAGACAAGGUGUAUUACCUAGGAAGGAGAAGUCUUACAAAUGGAGCAACAUAGAACACAUUCAAACGCAGCCACUUGAUCUCUGCACCAUCAAUUUAUCAAGAAG